AUGCCCGGCCGGUUUGCACAACUGCUGUCGAUCCUGAUCGAUCCAUUGCGAUGGCCAGAAAACCUAUUGCAAAAAACUUUGAAUGAUUGCAAGGGAUACUUUCUGGAAUUCUUCGCACCGCCGAGGUCUGAGAGUGAGCGGAAGGUGGUCGAGUCUGGGAGAGCGGUAUUUGAUGGAGAAGAGCAGAACGUAUCCGAAGAUGUGAAACAGGCUAUCUUAUCAUUGGCGAAAGAACUGGAUGUCUCCGAAUAUCUAUGCGCCGCUCUUCUUGGAGAAGUAUUGGACGACCCCACCCGCCCAGCGGAAAAUCUCGCCGUAGAAAAUGCGCUCAUGCGAUAUCACUCUGAGCGUGCGGAUUGUCUCCGAUGCCUGAAAGCUAUCUUCGUUGGCGCCUUGAAUACGGACUACGAUGGCAGCGUUGGGGGCAUUCUCCGCGACUUCACCUUUAGUCUGCUAAGGGAGCGGGCCACUUUCCUUGCAGACCUCCUCAAGAGUAUCGAUAGAGGCAAAAUAUUGCUAGCUGUGCAGCAGGCGGCGCUGCGAGAUGUUGCUGCACCAGCCCCUUCUGCAUUCGGGACCUUCCAGCAAUCAAGUACGUCGACAACCGCGCAGCAGAAGCUUGGAACUGCUACCCUGGAGCAACGAAUCAAGUUCAUCGCCAAAGAUCGUCGAGAACUGGGCCAUAUCCUCUUUUACAUAGCCAGCGCGCUCCUGCUUGCCCCCGCAGAUGUCUUUACCAUUGUCAAAUGGCUCAAGACUUGCAGUCCACAGGAUGAACUCGUUGUCUAUGCCUUCUCUGCAUUCUCAGCUGCCCUCAAUGUCAACACUACGGUGCCGUCGGAAGCCAUGCUCUCUGUCAUAUAUGGUGAUCCUGCAAGCAUGACUGCCAUUUCCAGCGAGCUGAAACAGACUUGGACGAUCCCCCAGUUGGCUAGUGCUGUUUCGCUACAAUGGGCGAUCUCAUUGGUUCACGCUCCCACCCACGCGUCUCCUCUUCGUAGCGUCGGCGUGUCAAAGCCGGAUCCAGAGCGUUUGAUCCUCGAUGCAAUCCACGGCAACGCGAUCCAGUACCUGACGAACAUAAUCAUCACGUGUCGACCGUCUUCAUUUCACGAUGAAGACAGCAUUCCCCUCCCCGAUCAGCCGGCCGAUUCCCCCGGAAUUAUCCCCCCCAUCGAGCCAGACUUCCACUUCUAUGCUUUACGACAGUUGGAGCUGUUCACCGUAAACCUCCUCAAUUCUGUCUCGACUGCAUUUCUUCGAAAGCUUCGACACGCUGAGGAAGAUGCAGACAAACCAAACCCACGACUGCAAGCAACCCGCUCAACCAGGCUGGCUGCAGAACCGGCAGAACAGCGACGCGAUGUCGCCGCACUUCUUGGUCUCAUUGCCGUUAUAUAUGGCGAUAGCCAAGCAAACGCUGGUUUGAUAUUCUGGCAAGAUCCAGAUAGCAAGCUCGCAAGUUUUCUACGUUGGGCAGCCGAAACUGCUGCUCCGGCACUGGUCCGGGCCAACUUUGACAUGUUGGCGUCACUCUCCAAAGGUCAGAGUUGCAGCAUGUAUGGAAACGAAUUCUUGGCUGUUCGAUCACGAGGUGCUGGGGCUACACCACAAUCUGCGACGAUUGUCUGCUCCUGGACGAGCAUAUUCAGCACGAUCACAUAUUAUCAAGAUGAACUCAGACAAAGUCGACUGAAUGCUGGUGCCGACCGACAUGUCCUCGAAGCAUUGAGCCGAGCCGACUCGAUCGAAUUUCCGUAUCUCAUGGCAGUCAUGCGUCUUGUGCGGAUCAUUGUUCGAGAUUGCCCACUCGCCAGGGCCACUUUGAACAGCCCUCAACUUGGCGCAGCGAAUCUUAUAUGCUCGUUAUCAUUCUCGUUGCCAUCAUUAGACUUGCAGGGCGCACUGUGGGCUGCUUUGUCAUCAUUCUGUGCGGGGAGUGACGUGGGCGCCAUUGAGACGGCCAGAAUGAUGUGGGUUCGCUUGGAGAAUGCAGGCAUUAUCCCGUACUUCAAUGUGAAUAGCACGGCUACCCAAGGGUCCGAGAAUCUCUGGCAGUCUAUGGCAAGUGGGCCACAGAUACGUGAGGGUCUCGUGAUGGCUUUGGAAGACACUGAAGCUACCAACGGCUCUUACCCUGCUACGAUAGCUUUCACAAAUCUGCUCAGUUCCAUGGUCCAUGUUCCCGACCAUUCCCUCAGUUUGCGGCCACGUGUCGUAUACCAAACAGUACCCGAAUCGGUAGCACCUGAGCGGUUGGGUCGACACAAAGGCAUUGACGCUUUCAUCCGAUUCGAGCUGGACGAUGUUUUCUACAAGAUUGGUCAACGGCGAUACUGUACUAACGACGAGAGAUGGAAGGUCAUAGAUGCAUGCCUCACAUUUGUCGAAAAAUGCCUCAAGAGCUAUGACAUUCUCGGACUGCUUACCCCGGGCGUUGCGCAAGCUCAAGACGCCACUCGAAGCAAACUUGUCCUCACAGCCCUCCUUAUUCAUCCAGGUUUCGAAAUUCUCCGUCGAUUGUCUAUGGACACCAUUCUCGCCACCAACCUCUUCGAGAUUAUCAGCGAAGGGUCAGCUUAUAUUGAUGUCGCUGAUACUCCGACACCUCUGGCGGAACGCUCUGUGAAAAGCGCCCUGCGAAUACUACAUCGCGCCCUCGAUAUUCAACCAAUGUACUUGGAGGUCCUAUGGCCUAUUCUGUCUGGCACCGACGACCCACAGCUUCGAAACAUCCUGCGCGCAUCAGGCCUCAACAUGGCAUACAGCCACUCCUCACUGGACCACCAACUCUUGCGAGUACCUUCCACGGUUGAACGGAUAGCUAUGGCCGUAGGCAGAGUGCAGGACGAAGAGACUGUUCUUCUCGCAGUCAAGGUUCUCAGCUUGUUGAGCGAUUCCCCAGUAUUCAACGCAGCAGAUAACUCACGUGCGGGUGCACACGGAACGAGAUUAGCGACAAUCCUGAACAGUAGCAGCUUCUCCCUGCAAAUUCUAGAUGUUUUUUCUCUUGCCCUUGCGACUGAGUCACCGGAAGGUGAAGACGACGAGCAAGAUCUUAACGUGGUUUUACGACAUCUUACGAACACGGACUCACAACAACAAACCCUACUGCAACCUGUCAUACGAUCAGCCAUUCUCGAAUUGUUGCGUGCGAAUACCUCAAAGGAUCGGCCGGCACCAAACGUGGCUCAUUUUCUGCUUGGUUUCAAUGUAGACGCCGCAGGCAGCCCUGACUCUUUACUGGCAAAAUCUAGAAAAAGUGUUCGCACUUGCUUGGACGUGUUGCUGGAUUUGCUGUUCGAAGGAUUCCCGGCCGCUGGUACCGUUCACUCUGUGGGGCAGCAGUUCUUGGUCCGACAACCUCGUCUAGCCGAGCAAUGUUAUCGAUUACUCUACAACCUUUGCCUGCACGAUUGGACAUCCGAUGUCGUGCUGCGAUAUCUCCGUACCGAAUAUGAUUUCGCCGCUCGACAGCUAUUCCACAUUCCGCAGAGGCCGAUACCCACCCCCCGGUCCAGCGGAACAGUGCGAUUCAAUGAUCGUACCGAGGUGGCCUCAACCUGCGGGAAUGCGACAGCAUUCUUGAGAGCAAGAUCAUGGCUUCUGGACAUCCUCUCGCUCGAGUUGCAUCUCCUAGUAGAGUGUGGUCAAAAGCAACGGGCAGCCCGUCUUAUCAGCGUCAUGUUUGGUGGCGAUUUGAUCUCCAUAGAUCCCGAUUUCGACUUCAGCAGUUUCGACGUCGAUUCGGUUAGGCUCCGUCAACAUUCCGAGCUUGUACUAGAACUGCUGCGAUCUUUAGAUAUCCAGUGGCUGGAUAAUCUUAAGGAUACGGAGGGCCCUUUGAAAUACUAUACUGCCCUGGAAGUGGAUGGUUGCCUUCGAAUCGACGACUCCGAUUGUGAGAUCUACGAUGCGGAUGCGAUAGUGUUACUCGUAAACACUAUACGAAAGCGAUUGGAGCUGCAGGGUGCAAUGAGCACCUAUGAUCAACGCGCAGCAUUCGAUCAAGACUCGAUCAAGCUGAUCAAGCGCGUGGCGAUCGACAACAACCAUCGCGGGAUGCAACACAGCAAGGAAAGGGGUCUAAGGUCUUGGCGUCGUAUGGUGGAGGUUUCUCUUGGUCCCAGUUUCGAGCUGCUACGACAGGAUCAGCGAGAAGCUGCCAUUCUCGAUCUUCUUCUGACAAUACCCGAGCGAGUACCAGGAGUUGAUGGUGCUCUGCGGACCCCCAUUCUCUCAGAACUUCUGUUGACUCUAGUCACCAAGCUGCGAGACGGGCGACAAACUGUCUCCGACUUCAGCGCUUCCUUAGAUCUGUUCACGGUUGGCGAAUCUGGUUUCCCGAAUGAUCAAGUCACUCAGAUUCUCCGCAAUCUCAUUGAGGCGUUAUUGGUGACCGGCUCAACCGAUGCCAUGCGAGGCAACUUAUACUCCGCAAUAACGAAUUGUAUUCACCUGACAACCAGUGGGGAACAAUCACAAGUCCUUCAAGUGUCUCUCGAUGGGAGACAGGACAGGCUUAUCGCACUCGUGGCGCGAGACGCGUUAGGGUCCGUAUACGUUUGGCAAGCAGUGGCAUAUUCACUGCUCGAAGUCCUCGUGUCUGCCUCUUCAUCUGAUCGAUCAGGUGGUUCUGUCGGAACACUUCUGAGCUACAUGCAACAAUUCGUAUUGUCAAUCAAGACCACGGAAGGAGACCUUUUUGCAGCCCUUGCGCCUGACGCAGACACCUUGGACUCUCUGUACGUUUACGAGGCCAAGAUGGGUCUUAUUCUAGCUCUGGUUAAGCGGGGAAACUGCGACGAAUCCCUGGCUCACCAAAUAUUUAACACACUGGCUGAGUGUGACUUCAUCAAGGCGAUGCCACAUGAGGAAGAUGAUGCUAUGGAGCUAGACUCGUUCCUUCCAUCGCUCACGGAGCGAUAUCAUCAACUUCUGCUGCCAGCGCUCCAACUGGCAAUAAGUGUCUUAGCCAGUUCACCGCGACCAUCGAAUGCACUGGCCCAGUCUAUUUUAUCUUUCCUGAAUGGCCAGCGAGAAGUUCUGAUGGUCUUACUGACCUCAGUCGGGUCUCUGACAUUAGUCAUGCUAAGAGAAGUGAACAUGGUCCUGUCAUUGGCUAUCAGCAUUUUACCUACCUUAAAGGUGGAAGACCUGAAACAGGACGCACGGUUUGGUUCUUAUCACCUAGCGAUCAUGCGAGCAAUAGACGAUUCCAUGUCGGACAAAGCACAAGUAGAUAUCACACCAGCAACGGAACAGGAACGCAUUGAUGACCAGCGUCGUUUUCCUCUUUAUCGAAAACAAGUCAGUGUCUUCCGCCAAAACGUGCAAAUAGCAUUAUGUCAGCUUCACGAAUAUUCGUUGCUGUAUCAGACAGCCGUUAUGGAAAUGCAGGGCUUUACUCCAGUCGUUGCGCCGUCAAAAUCCAACCCCGCCUUGUACAAUCUGAAACAACGAGGUCCACUGCCUCUCCUAGCGACAGUCUUGAAGAUCCUGAAGGCUAGCGUAACCUCCAUGGGGAACUCGGUCUCGUUCGUGGAAGAGCUUAACAACGCCUUAAUGGCAGCAGAAGGGUUGACUGACAAUGAGAUAGACGAGCUCCUCCGAAUCGCGGGUCUGGAGCCGGAGAACGUGACCGAGGAUGAUGAAGCGAUACGGGUUGCGACCGAAACGCUCAAAAAAUCCGUAAUGUGGGCGCAGAAUGACUGUCUAUCACGUCUAAGAACGGUAGAGAUGCUGGUCUAUCUUGUCUGGCGGCACAUGGAUAUGUACAUCCACCAAGCGCCUGCAGACCAGAACCUCAAGAUGCGCAUAAUAGAGAGUGUUCCCUCUUGGGAUCCAAAUGAAGUCCGCUCCCUCGCACGAAGGGAGCUGGCGCCCUCGGGUGGUGCGGUUGGCGAACUGAUCAAAGGCAGCACCGGCUAUCUUCAGAUACUGGGCCGCAAGAUCCAGGAAACGAUCGGAGACCAAUUUGGGCUCACAGCGUCUGUAAACGGGUUCGCUCCGUAUGCUUCAAGAUAG
Molecule: messenger RNA, 6027 nt
Organism: Dacryopinax primogenitus
Lineage: Eukaryota; Fungi; Basidiomycota; Dacrymycetes; Dacrymycetales; Dacrymycetaceae
Exons: 12
Coding region: 1-6027 (2008 amino acids)
Biological process (GO): nuclear pore organization
Cellular component (GO): nuclear pore inner ring; nuclear pore
Molecular function (GO): structural constituent of nuclear pore
Source: RefSeq, a predicted model, not a curated record